Pararge aegeria (speckled wood butterfly) is the source of this 1889-nucleotide messenger RNA. Its product is annotated as proton-coupled folate transporter-like. Gene Ontology annotation, cellular component: membrane. Gene Ontology annotation, biological process: transmembrane transport. NCBI's taxonomy places the organism in Eukaryota, Metazoa, Arthropoda, Insecta, Lepidoptera, Nymphalidae. Gene Ontology annotation, molecular function: transmembrane transporter activity. The transcript is spliced from 9 exons. The record is from RefSeq and is a predicted model, not a curated record. The coding region runs from base 286 to 1830 and encodes 514 amino acids.
CUCUUACCAGUUGAAGCCGGUAGUAUAUCUUACAUUGCACUUAUAAUGCAACGCCUAUAACUCAGAGAGAUAUCUUUUAACCAAGUCUCAUUGUUUCCAAUAUGCAAACAGAACAACAUUAUCUUAUCGUUUGACAUUAGUCGAAGUAAUACGUUACUGGUAACACGCCUCGCGAACGAUAGCUGUGAUGUGAAAUCUUGCGUUGCCUAGUUAAAAUAUAUUCGAGUGCGGUUUUAGAGAUGAACGUAUAGUUUUUUUUGCAUUAUCGCGUCUCUAUUUAUCACUAUGACGGACAGUUCUCUAGAUCUUCAGGAGUUGGAAAAAUUGAGAUCAACCAGUUUUCACAGGGAAUCAGAAUGUCCAAAACCGAAUAUAGCCGAGGCGUCACACAAGUGGCGAUUAAUUCUAGAACCGGCACUCGUUGGUGCUAUGAUGGCCAUAAAUCUUGGCCAGACUUCGCUCCAGAAUUUUUAUUUACGGACUGCAUGCCAUGAAUUAAAUUACACAGCCGAUGUAUGCGACAGAGGCGUUGGUGCAGAAUUUCGCGAGGCAGAGGCAGACAGCCAAGCUCUGGUCUCCAGUAUAAACGUCAGCCGGAGCUUCAUAGGAUCUCUUAUUUCUACGAUUGUACUUUUAUUUAUUGGACCAUGGAGUGACUGUAGUGGUCGAAGGAAACCACUGCUCAUAAUUCCUUUAGUCGGUAUGUGUGUAAUGACCACAGGAGUGCUGUUAAUGCUUAUAUUUCCUGGUGCGAGUACAGCCCAGGUGCUAUAUGUUGUACAAAUACCUAUAUCAAUGGGUGGAAACUUUGGACUAUUACUGGCAGCGUCGUUUAGCCAUAUUGGAGAUCUAUGUCACGCGAGCGGUCGUGACGUCACCCGCACGAUGGGCACUCACCGCGCUGCCAUACAAAUCGCCCACGUAGUAGGCUCUGUGAGCGGGCCCCUACUCUACCGCCGUCUUGGAUUCUACGGUGUGUUUCCUCUUGUUUUAUUACUGCAGGUGGCAUCUCUCAUCUACGUGGUGGUGAUGGUCAGAGACGUAAAUGUAAACCGUGAAAACAAGAUAUGGAUAUUAAACUGGCGGUUGCCGCUAAACGCCGUACAAUGCCUGGUUAGGAAAAGAGAAGAACAUAAGAGAAUGGUUAUACUUCUUAUGUUGGUGGUCGCACUUGGAGACAGGAUGUUGUUAUCAGCCGAGGUAUUGCUGGCUUACAUGUACUACCGAUACAAGUUCCAAUGGGAUGAUGUGUUAUUCGGAUCCUUCCUUGCCUACCGGAACACUAUCAGCUUUGCCGGUACACUACUUAUUCUCACGAUAUUUAAACGUCGGCUUCGACUCUCCGAUGAGGUUGUUGGAAUGCUCAGUUGUACCUCGUACAUCGUCGCCACGUGUUCACUCAUUGCCGCUAACACCACCAUUUUUGUUUUCAUAAUUCCAAUCAUCGGUAUCAUCUCGCAGGGAUCCCAAGUGGUACAGCGGCCUCUGUUGAACAAGCAGAUAUUACCAACUGAACAAGGUAAAAUCUAUAGUGUAUUGGGUGCUCUAGAAUCCGCAACUCAAACAUUUUCAUCCCCGCUGUACUCAUUACUCUACACGAAAACUGUGUCAUCCGUUCCCGAUGCGUGGCUGAUACCGGGCAUCAUACUAGCCGUUAUACAACUUCUUUCAUACCUGCUUACUAGAAGUCUGAAACGAUUAACCCCUAAUGAAAGUAUACCUGAAAAAAAUGUACCUCUAAACAAAAUUGAGGCAAACUGUGACCCUACCAAAGAGAAAGAUCUAAAUAAUAAAGAAGCUAAAAGUGCUUUGUCUUUAUGUAAUUCGUAAUAUUCGUUAAGUAUAUUAGUUUAAGUUCCUUAUGAGAAUGAUUACAUAUUUCUUUUUUU